Molecule: messenger RNA, 3010 nt
Organism: Daucus carota subsp. sativus
Lineage: Eukaryota; Viridiplantae; Streptophyta; Magnoliopsida; Apiales; Apiaceae
Product: K(+) efflux antiporter 3, chloroplastic
Exons: 19
Coding region: 249-2648 (799 amino acids)
Biological process (GO): proton transmembrane transport; potassium ion transport
Cellular component (GO): chloroplast; membrane
Molecular function (GO): antiporter activity
Source: RefSeq, a predicted model, not a curated record
AUUUUCAACAAGCAACACUGACAAUGAUCUCUCUCUCCCAAAAUGCAUGGGAUAAAAUGUGUGGGUGUGGCCACACGUCCUCCUCUUCUCCAGCAGUAAAUUUUGAUCAGUAGCUUCUCUUUAUCCAAACACAAAAUCUUUUCAGUCAGUAGCUUAGCUUAGCUUCUCUUGUUUUUCCUGUUAAUUAAUUUCUGGGUGUUUCUUGAAAUGCUUUUAAUCUUCCUUAAACUCACCCUUCUUCCUCUACUAUGAACAUCAUGCUGCUUGACCCAAUUGCUUGCUAUAGCCUCCCUAAGGGAUACGAAGCUAUUACACUUAAAGUUUCUUCUCAUGCUUCACGUUUUAGUCGUCAUUUUUUCACUGUCUCCUGCACAUAUCAAAGACUGGUCUGUGGACCUGCUUUCUCUACAUUACACAGAAUAAAUCAUUGUUCUAGCAGUUCAUCUAAUGUCUUGCGGGAUGCUUCCUCUUUAGCUUCUUCAACUUUUGGUGGCAAAGAGUACUAUUUCAACCACAAGCAGGCUCGCAACAAAAAAAUUCAUAUAUGUGCUGCACUUGAUGUUGCGAGUGCUAUUGACGUCAUCAAUGACCUAGGAUUGGAUACUUUGACAUUCUUAAUAGUUACAGUCAUGAUUGUUCCUGCAUUCAAGAUCAUCAAAGCUAGCCCUAUACUAGGUUUCUUCUUUGCUGGGAUCGUGCUUAAUCAGUUUGGCUUGAUAAGGAAUCUUACAGAUGUUAAAGUUCUUUCUGAGUGGGGGAUCCUCUUUUUGCUUUUUGAGAUGGGCUUAGAGCUUUCACUUGCACGUCUAAAAGCUCUUGCAAAAUUUGCCUUUGGAAUGGGAUUGACUCAGGUUGUAUUAUGUACUCUUGCUUUCACAGCAUUUGAGCUUCCACCUAAUGGGGCUAUUGGCACUCGAAUUCUGGAGUUUCUGUUUCAUUCAAGAUCUGACGUGGUUAACAUCAGAAGUAUUGAUGAGGCUAUAGUAAUUGGUGCUGCACUCUCAUUGUCUUCUUCGGCUUUUGUCCUUCAGCUUCUUGCAGAGAAGGGUGAGCUACCAACUAGAUUCGGCUCAGCAACUCUAGGGAUACUUCUAUUACAGGAUAUAGCAGUUGUUCCUCUUUUAGUCAUACUUCCGGUGCUGGAGAGCCAGAAUCCACUUGAGGAAAGUAUUUGGCCAAUGCUUGUUAAAGAAAGUUUGAAGGCUUUAGGUGGACUAGGUCUGCUUUCUUUUGGAGGAAAGUAUUUUCUUAGGAGAAUUUUUGAGUUUGUUGCGGAAGCAAGAAGUUCCGAAGCUUUUGUUGCUCUCUGCCUACUUACAGUUGCUGGGACAUCACUUAUAACACAGAAGUUGGGCUUCAGUGAUACGCUUGGAGCAUUCUUGGCUGGGGCUCUUUUGGCAGAAACAAAUUUCCGAACGCAAAUUGAAGCUGAUAUAAGACCUUUUAGAGGUUUACUUCUUGGGUUAUUUUUUGUCACUACCGGAACUUCUAUUGACACAGAGCUUCUUUUGCGAGAGUGGCCAAAUGUAAUUGCGCUCUUGGCAGGUUUAAUUGCUAUUAAGACUCUAAUUAUAACAGCAAUUGGUCCUCGCGUUGGACUGACACUGCAAGAAAGUGUAAGGAUUGGACUGCUUCUGUCUCAGGGAGGUGAAUUCGGAUUUGUUGUUUUUUCACUAGCAAACAGGCUUGGGGUGCUACCACUUGAACUGAACAAGCUUCUCAUUAUAGUCGUCGUGUUCUCUAUGGCACUAACUCCUCUGCUCAAUGAUGUUGGACGAAAGGCUUCUGAGUUUAUUGCUAAAAACGUUGAAAAAGAUUAUAAAAUUGCUGAUGCUGUAAAUUUUGGUGCUACUGAACCAGUCGUUAUUCUUGGAUUUGGGCAGAUGGGACAGGUCCUUGCCAAUUUUUUGUCCACUCCUCUGGCUUCUGGAGGAGAUGGUAAUGCUGUUGGAUGGCCUUGUGUAGCUUUUGAUCUUGAUCUUUCUAUAGUGAAGGGAGCUACAAAUCUUGGUUUUCCGGUUCUCUACGGUGAUGGUUCACGCCCGGCAGUUUUGCAGUCUGCUGGUAUUUCUAAUCCAAAAGCUGUCAUGGUCAUGUACAGUAAAAGGGAGAGGGCACUUGAGGCUGUUCAAAGGAUUCGGCUUGCCUUCCCUGCAACCCCAAUUUAUGCUCGAGCGGUAGACCUCGACCAUCUCUUGGAUUUGAAGGAGGCAGGUGCAACAGACGCUAUUCUUGAAAAUGCUGAGACAAGUCUGCAGCUGGGUUCUAAGCUUUUGAAAGGGCUUGGUGUAAUGUCCGAUGACGUCUCUUUUUUAAGUCAGCUUGUUAGAGAUUCCAUGGAACAACAAGCUCAAUCCGCUGAUAGAACUGCAGCUAAAGAAACUGAUCUCAUGAAGUCUAUGCAGGUACGAGUGGGGGACUUGGUUAACACCCGUACACUUGUACAAUCUCUCGCAAUAAAAGACGAAUCACAGAGUGUGAACCAGAGAGACGGAAGUCGUGUAAACCAAAGAGAUGCAAGUCGCGUACAAACACUGGCAAAGGAAGAUGAUCGGUUGGAGUAUAAGGAUGACUCGGACCAAUCUGAGAUUGGUCGAGGCGUUUUGUAUUGUGAACUGGAUACAGAUGACAAUUCUCCACUACCAUAAUGAUCUUGUAAUGGAGAAAACUACGCAGAUCCAUUGAUGUACUGCCAAUUGCUAUCCUAGGAAAUUUGUUUCAACAAUGAGGGAAUGAACUCGAGCAUGCAACUUCGUUGUGCAGCCAGUUUCGUCUUGGUUAAGGGAGGAGGCCGGCCAAUAGUGUUGAUACAUAAAAGACCAUGCAGAGUUUGACAACAGAGUUCCUGCAGAGUUUAUACUUAGUUUCAUGUUUUGGUGGCCAAGCUAGCUACUGUACAUAAUCAACAAAAUCUUAGUUUUGUACAUGUUCUUGAUAUUCAUCUUAUUUGGGAUUGAGGACAUUAUAAUUGAACUAGUUGAAGUUCUUAGCUAUAAGAAUUGCUUCGAUA